Enterobius vermicularis (human pinworm) is the source of this 2559-nucleotide messenger RNA. Lineage: Eukaryota; Metazoa; Nematoda; Chromadorea; Rhabditida; Oxyuridae. The record is from the annotation of a GenBank genome assembly.
AUGUCUUCUUCAACAUUCCUCUCGGUCCCUUUGAAAAAUACCGUUGAAGUGGACUUGGUGAAACCACUGACAUCCUAUAUUGAGAACAUUUAUCAAGGAGCAAAGGGCGACAACGUUGAAGUGAAAGAAGCUGUUAAUGAACUAAAUAAGUUGAGAAAUAGAACUUGUUUGCAGCCGCUGGAUAAACACCAAACCGCCUUGGACUUACUGACACGGUAUUACGACCAGUUAGUUGCUAUUGAAAAUAAAUUACCCAUAACUGCUACUCAAAAUCCAGUUUCGUUUAAGUGGAAAGAUGCUUUCGACAAGGGAUCUUUGUUUUCAAGUCGAGCAUCCCUAACCUUAAGUGAUAGUAAAUUUGAACGUGCAGCAGUUUUAUUUAACUGUGGCGCUCUGAUGUCGGCAAUUGCAGCCGCACAACCUAUGAAUACGGAUGAAGAAAUGAAAACUGCCGCUAAAUUGUUUCAACAAGCCGCUGGAGUUUUUGCUCAUUUAAGAGAUACAGUGCUGGGAUUAGUCCAUCAAGAGCCAACACCGGACCUUUUACCUGAUACCUUGUCUGCAUUGUCUGCGAUUAUGUUAGCCCAAGCCCAAGAAGCCAUUUAUAUAAAAGCUGCAAGAGAUAAAAUGAAACCUGCUGCUCUUGUAAAGAUUUCUGCUCAGUGUUCGGAAUAUUAUAAUGAAGCACAGAAAGCGCUGCAUCGAGACACUGUUCGUGGCACAUUUGAAAAGGAGUGGCUGCAUGUAGUAACAGGAAAAAGCCUAGCUAUGAGUGCCCUAGCUCAGUACCAUCAGGCACAGGGGAAUGGUGAGGCCCGACAAAUUGGAGAACAGCUGAGUCGCCUGACGCAAGCAGUUACUUUAGUACAGCAGGCUAAAAGCUACAUUGAAGCGUCUCAGUUUGGCACUCAGCUGAAUGAAAUUGAAAAAGCCUUCCAGUUAGUCAAGAAAGACAACGACUUUAUUUACCACGAAAAGAUAGCUGACUUUCGAAGCCUUCCUGCUCUUCCAAAGGCUCCACUUGCUAAACCACUACCAGUUAACCACCCAAUUACACCGCGCUUUAAAGACAUGUUCUCGUCACUUGUUCCUGUGCAAGUUCAUCAGGCGCUCGCUUCAUACGAAUCGCGCAAAGCAGAUUUGAUUAAUAUGGAAACUGGAAGACUUCGUGAACAUACUCAGAUAAUGAACGGGAUAUUGGCUUCCUUAAACUUACCAGCAGCUCUUGAUGAUGCAAUGAACCAAGAAGCUUUGCCAGAGUCUAUAAAACAGAAAUCUGCGAAGGUUAAAAGUAACGGUGGCAUUGAUAAACUGAAUAACUUGUUUGACGACCUACCAGGUUUACUGAAGCGAAAUCAAGAAAUUCUCAACGAGACUUUGCGUUUGCUGAAUGAAGAACAAGAAAAUGAUAAAAAUCUGCGCAACCAGUUCAAGGAGAAAUGGACUCGUAUGGCUUCCGAAAGUUUAACAGGCCCGCUUUAUCAAGAAAUUGGAAAGUACACGGGAAUAUUGAAUUCUGCAACGGCAGCAGAUAACAUUGUUAAGGAAAAGCUAGCUGAACAUAAAGAGGCAAUAAAACUUCUAAGCUCAACGGAACCUGAACUUCGGGCUGCAGUUCCUGGAUUGGAUCCUGCAAGUUCUAAUAGCAACUCUGAGUCAGUACGCAAGUUACGUGAACUGAUGAAUUUAGUGCAGGAAAUUAAGGUUGAAAGGGAGAAAUUAGAAAAGGAAUUUGCUGCUGUUCACUGUGAUAUGAGUAACGAAUUUCUGAAAACGAUGAAAGAAGGAGAAACAUUUAGUGAGGAAAAAGUUUCAACAGCUAAGCUUGAUCAGUUGUAUGGUCCUUUGCGUGCAAAAGUCAACGAGAGCAUAACUAAGCAGGAAAAGUGCCUUGCUGAAGUUGAGUUGUGGAACAAAAAGUUCUGUACCGAGAAAGCAAGUACAGCGAAUGCUGUAGAGAGGGAACGUAUACUGAAGAUGUUGGCUAACGGCCAUGAUAAAUAUUUGGAGAUAAAAUCUAACCUGGAAGAAGGGACAAAGUUCUACAACGACUUGACACCUCUGCUUAUGCGACUUCAGCAAAAAGUGUCAGACUUUUGUUUUGCGCGACAAACGGAAAAAGAAGAUUUAAUGAAACAGCUUCAGCAGAAUAUUGUGUCUGGGAGCAGUAGUAGUACAUCGAGCUCAUCUGCUCCUCCUCGCCCUCCACCGCCAAAAACCCAGCCAUCUACAAAUCCUUUUGAUGUGGAACCCCCCAUCGCCCCACCUCGAAACAUCAGUCUCCAGAGUAUGUUUGAAUUUUUUAAUUUUGCUAGAGUUUUAGGUCAACCUGUGCAGUUUCCUUACCAGGGACAAAUGCCUUACGUGGCUCCUCAGUUCAACCAAAAUUACACGACACCAUAUCCCAUUGCUUAUCCAGGCACUUACCCAGGUGCCUUCAAUCCAUCGUCCGGUAAAUUUAUUUUCUUUACCGAGUGGCUCAUCUCACAUAGUGAGGAGGGGGAUGGGGCAUUUGCAGUAUGUGCAGAUUUUGGGCAGUUUCCACCUCAGCCGCAGUAG